Molecule: messenger RNA, 4333 nt
Organism: Neoarius graeffei (lesser salmon catfish)
Lineage: Eukaryota; Metazoa; Chordata; Actinopteri; Siluriformes; Ariidae
Gene: dtx4a
Product: deltex 4, E3 ubiquitin ligase a
Exons: 9
Coding region: 383-2443 (686 amino acids)
Biological process (GO): Notch signaling pathway; protein ubiquitination
Cellular component (GO): nucleoplasm
Molecular function (GO): zinc ion binding; ubiquitin protein ligase activity
Source: RefSeq, a predicted model, not a curated record
ACGAAUCAAUGCCCGCAAAACGUAGCGGAGCCGAAGCUCAGCUUAGUAUUAAAUAUAGUGUGUUGUUUUUAAAGUGUGGACACUUCCUGUAGUGGAAUUAAAAAGGUAGCAGUGCGUUUAAUCCCAGGGAUUUAUUAUACAACUGAUGAAUGUCAGCAUUAGUAAAACUCGAAAGGAGGUCGCGAGCUCUGCUGGAAAAUUGGACAUAUAUACAUACACACACGGGCACGCGCGCGCGUGCACACACACACGGUUUUGCUAACUGUCCAAAUCAAGAUGUCUGAGGAAGACUAGCCGGCAUCAUGACUCGCCUUGGGUUAUUUAAAUGAACUCGCAGCUGAACGCAUAAGAUCUUUUUUCUUCAGGUGUGUGUGAGAGUGAAAUGUUGCUGGCCUCGGCGGUGGUGGUGUGGGAAUGGCUGAACGAGCACGGCCGCUGGAGGCCCUACAGUCCGGCUGUGUCGCAUCACAUCGAGGCGGUGAUCCGCGGAGAGACUCGCGGCGCAGGCAGCGUAGCGCUCGGCCAGGUCGACUCCAGACUCUCGCCCUACAUUAUCGACCUGCACUCCAUGCACCAGUUCCGCCAAGACACUGGUACAUUGCGACCAGUGCGGAGGAGCUUCUAUGACCCGCGCUCAGCUCCAGGGCAGGGCUGGGUGUGGGAGUGGGAGAACGACUCGGGCACAUGGACGCCAUAUGACACAGAAGUGGGAAUCGCCAUCCAGGCAGCACGCGAGCGCCAGCAACCAUGGCUGGACCUGACGCCACUCGGCUUCUGCUACCUUAUCGAUCUACAGGGCAUGACGCAGAUCAACCGACAGACACAGCGCCGGCGUCGCAUCCAAAGACGCUGUGACUUGGCUUAUCCCCUUGUCUCAGGCCCUUUGCCUAAGCCUCAUGCCUGGACGUCCAAUGGGAGUGCAGCACACUCGGGGAUGAGUGUGUCUGGGAUCGGAGGAGGAAACGGAAGCGCAUACCCUAGUGGAGCCCUUCCUGCUUCAGCGAUCACUUCGCUCGGUCAGCCUUGCUCGUGUCAACAGUGCAUGUUGGUCUUGGGUGUCAAAACCACAAGCAUGGCACAGACUCUGGGCCGCAAAGCCAUGCCUCUGCCCAGGCCGAGGAGCCCAAAAACUGCCCCGCGGGCCCACACGUACUCGCUCACUCUGCCACACAGGAACUCCACAACAGCCGGAGGGUUUGCGCACACGCUCUCCGUGCUGGACUCUGCCACGGCUGCUCUGUCUCUUUCCUCCACCCGUCCUCCUCCCCCUACUGUUCCUCCACCUCCUCCACCUUCCUCUACUCCUCAUGCUACCUCUCCACCAAACCAGACAUCCUCCAAUGCCCUCAUCUCCACAACUGCCACAUGUGCUCCAACCCCUUCAGCCCGAGUCCUGGGCCCUGUGUCUUCAGCAGCCUGUGCUGCCCCAGUGCCACCCCGUGCCAGCCUGGCAGGCCUCAGCCGUCCUGCACUGCAGAGGAUCGCCAUGGCACAAUCACGGGCACUUAUUGCCUCUGGAGUCCCAACAGUCCCAGUCAAGAACCUAAAUGGAUCCAGUCCUGUUCACCCAGCCUUGGCUGGCAUAACUGGUAUUUUGAUGAGUGCUGCAGGACUUCCUGUCUGCUUGACUCGCCCACCCAAAUUAGUGCUUCACCCCCCACCCGUGAGCAAGAGUGACAUCAAGCCCGUGCCAGGCCUCGGCCACUGCUGCCGCAAAACCACCAAGAAACAAGCACGCAAAGGCAGAACUCCUGAAGAAGUCGUGAGAAGGUACUUGCAGAAGGUCCGCAACCCUCCAGAGGAGGACUGCACUAUUUGUAUGGAGGCACUAGCAGGUCCCUCUGGCUACAAAGGCCCUGGCGUGGGUGGCAUUUCCCGUGCUGAGUCGGUCGGUCGUCUGUCUCAGUGUGGGCACCAGUACCACCUGCAGUGCCUCGUGGCCAUGUACAACAAUGGAAACAAAGAUGGCAGCCUGCAGUGUCCCACCUGCAAGACCAUCUAUGGAGUGAAGACUGGCAACCAACCACCAGGCAAGAUGGAGUAUCACGUUAUCCCUCACUCGCUGCCUGGGCACCCCGACUGCAAAACCAUCCGGAUUAUCUACAACAUACCCCCUGGCAUUCAGGGCCCUGAGCACCCGAACCCUGGCAAGCCUUUCACAGCACGUGGUUUUCCCAGACACUGCUACCUCCCUGACAGUGAGAAAGGCCGCCUAGUGUUGAAGCUGUUGCUGGUGGCGUGGGACCGCAGGCUGAUCUUCUCUGUGGGAACCUCCAGCACGACCGGCGAGACCGACACUGUCAUCUGGAAUGAAGUCCAUCACAAAACUGAGUUCGGCUCCAACCUGACAGGACACGGCUACCCCGACUCAGGCCACCUGGACAACGUCAUGGAAGAGCUGAGGGCACAAGGUAUCACUGAGGAAGACUGUCUGAGGGACUGAGAGGAUGAAAUUGACAAGAUAUUGUGCCAAGUUGCGAUCUAGAGGCCAAAUGUUGGACGCAACUCGAACUUGAAGACUUUGCUCUGCAAUUGAGAACCCAGUGUUAAAGAAACUGGAGGAACGAGGAAAAGCCACAAACUGAUUCCGUUCUGUGGUGAUGAAAAAAGCUUUGAAACCAGAUUGUGACCCACUUCUGCGUCAGAGCUAGUUUAACAGACUUGGACUAUGAGGGGAAAUGGGUACAAACUAAUUUACUAUUGCUGGUGUCUGUUCAACAGUUUCUCGUAUUGUAGUUCUGUGAAGGGUACUCCACGCUGAGGUACUUCUGUGCAUGUAAGUAUAACAUUUGGUGGAAUAAGUCCUUUUUUUGUACGACAGAGGCCCUCACUUUUUUUUUUUUUUUGGCUAUGAAGCGCCAAUGGCAGUUUCAGAUGGAAUGUCGAUGUUUACUGCCCUCUAGUGGCACCUGAUUAUACAUUCCACCCAUAAUCAUGGUACAGUCACUUGGUUUAAACAUGGGUUUCAUUUUUACUUUUAUUUACACUACACUAAUUACUUUUGUACUCUUUUAAUUCUGUUGUAUUUUAUUUUAUGUUAUAGAGAGAUGGUUCAUAACUUAGAUGCCAGUGAUUUUGGUAUGAUUUUGAUAAUGAAGCUAAUAAGUCUUUGGAACGGCUGCUAAAACCUGUCCUUGGACAUUAAACUCAACCCACUUAAAGUAUUAAUCAGUAUUAAAGCCAGCUAGCAGUGUGGAAAUCAGGGGUGACGACAAACGCACAAAACAGCCAGUUUCGUCCUAACACUUUAAUUCACAAAGCCACACGGAAAGCACGAGUUAAUAAUGAAAAUAAAGUUUUAUUGUGAUUAGACAUGCAAUCGAGAUUCCAUAUACAGUAUAUGGACCAGUACUAAAUUUAAACACGUUUCAGAUAAAUAUGAUCUACGACAUGCCAGACUUGUGUAGAGGUUUGAAAUAAUGUCAUUUAACUCAAGACGCCAUAUUGGUCCUUGAGGAGCGGUGUUGAUUACCAGCCUGGAGAAAGUUUGCUUGCUUUGGAACAUCUGGUCCCAUUUUGUGGGUAGAUCUGUGCUGUGGUCUCCAGUUACUUUUCUAGUCAGUCACUGGUAGGUCCAUGAUGGACACGUUUACAAAAAAAAAAAAAUUAAAAAAACAAGUAUUGCUGUCAAGACAUUUGAGCAUGUGUGCACAUGCAAAUAUAAGCUUACAUUUAUAGUUGAAGUAUUACUGUGUGCCGUAUGUGUUUUUAUGUACACAUGUUCUGACUCAAUACCAUCUUUUUGCAUCAAGUGUUGCUGCAGCUCAGUAAGGCAAGCACUUCUAACUUUUUUUUUUUUUAUUAUUUUUGUUAUACAUUUUGAUUUUUAGUAAUGUCUUAUAAGCUGUACGUUUUUUUUUGUUUUCUUUUUGUACUGUGAAAUUUUACUCACUGAUUGCACUUGUAUUUUUUUUCAUCAUAGUUGCUCUGGUUAUUGCAGUAAAAACUUCAGCCGAGAGGAAGCUGCAAAGAAACGGUGUAUGGAGCUAGAACUAUUGUUGCUGUAUAACAUAAAACUGUACAGAAUAACGUGCAUAUUAAAUAGCUGCUGGAAUACUGAAUGAAUAUUAAAAAGAAGAUACGUGUAGGGUUUGUUCAUCUCAAAUGCUUUGUGUUCUGUUCAUGCACUUCAAACCACGUAAAUGCAUUUAUUUACAGAUCACAUGGUUGAUGAAUUUCAUGUGUCUAAUCCAAGUAUCUCAAAACCCACUCCUAUGUAACUGACUGACUGACUAAUUUACAAGAAUUACUUAAUUUUAUUACUUUAAGCUUAGAGGACGAGACGUUAAGUGUUGGUCUGAACUGCACAAUUAAAAGAGAAAUCCACCUUGAA